AUGGCAAUGGAAGUUGCGGCAAUGACAGCUGGGCCGGUUAAGAACCUUACCGCCAUUGAAAAUGUGGCCACCGAUUUUCCGCAAGCUAUGAUCUUUGGUUGCAAAGCCAUGAACAAACCUAUAAAGAACAAAAAUAUACGAGACGACGUCCGGGUCGACCCGGAACGAGGCGAUCGAGGCGGCGGCCCCUCCAGGGAACUGGUCGGAGAUGAGGGCGCGGGCCCCGCGAUACUCGAACAUGAAGAGCAUGAGGGUGUACCAGACGACGCUCUGCAUGACGACGAUCUGGACCAUGAGGUUGGCCGAGAAGUCGCCGUACAUGGCUCGGAGCAAAGGGAUCCCCAUGACGAGGGUGUUGGGGAGGGUCGAGAGGGAGAAGAGGGUGAUGGUCCAGUCGAGGGACCCGUUUUUCGAGAGGGAGUGCCAGAGGAGGAGAGCCGAGAGGAUGACGACUUUCUGGAGGGAAUCGGCGGCUAUGAAGUGGUAGUUCAUGGCGUAGAUGUCGUUGGUGGAGAUGAAGUGGAAGCCGAGGAGUGGGACGGCGAAGACGGCCACGAAACGGUUGAUGCCGGAGCAUUGGUCGGGGGUAAAGAUCUUCCACCAACGAACCGAGCCGUACGCGAGGAUCAUGGCCACGUAGAGUGGGGUUAUGGCCGCCAAAACGUCGUAUUUUCUUUGGUUUAUUUUUAG
Molecule: messenger RNA, 690 nt
Organism: Striga asiatica
Lineage: Eukaryota; Viridiplantae; Streptophyta; Magnoliopsida; Lamiales; Orobanchaceae
Source: the annotation of a GenBank genome assembly